Messenger RNA from Phycomyces blakesleeanus NRRL 1555(-), 648 nucleotides. RefSeq names its product SKN7 signal transduction response regulator (gene SKN7). The transcript has 2 exons. Gene Ontology annotation, biological process: phosphorelay signal transduction system. Lineage: Eukaryota; Fungi; Mucoromycota; Mucoromycetes; Mucorales; Phycomycetaceae. The record is from RefSeq and is a predicted model, not a curated record. Bases 1 to 648 code for a protein of 215 amino acids.
AUGGCAGAGCUCUGGCGACAUCUGGAGUGCCUCCAAAAUCCUCUUUUAGACACACCCACUACAUUGUACUGCUCAGCAUCCGUUUCUACCUCUUCUACUUCAACGUCUUCUACUCAGAGUACACCAAAUAUAACUUAUGACCUUCCGUUGUUUGAUCCUCCGCUCCUGACCGCCAAGGGAUGGUCCAUUCAACCGAGAAUUCUAGUGGUCGACGACGACUCGAUCUUCCGAUCAAUCUCGACCCGUAUAUUACAGUUUGCAGGUUGCACGAUUGAGGUCGCAGUCGACGGAUUGGAAGCCAUGUCAAAACUUAGGACCGAUAGUUAUGACAUGGUUCUGAUGGACAUUAUGAUGCCCAACUUGGACGGGAUCUCGGCAACGCGUAAUAUCCGGCAGUAUGACUCUUGGACACCUAUCAUCUCUGUCACCGCCAAUCAAUCGAAACACGACAUUCAAGAAUAUCUUAAUAGUGGUAUGAACGACUGUCUUGCCAAACCUCUAGACCAACAAAUGGUGAUGGCAAUGCUCGAUCGCUACUGUGCUCAUCUUCGCCUCGACUCUCUUGGACCUGCAUAUUUCAAGGGUAAACAGCCCAUUGUCGAUGUGUAUACUCACUACCAUAAUAAGUAUACGACUGCCAACCUUUGA